CCUUGGACCUGAUCCUCAUUCUUGCUGCCUUGCAGAAGAAGAUGGGUGACUUGCCCUUAGAUAUCAACAUCCAGGAACCUCGAUGGGACCAAAGCACAUUCCUAGGCAGAGCCCGGCACUUCUUCACAGUUACUGACCCUCGAAAUCUGCUGCUGUCUGGGGACCAGCUGGAAACUUCCCGCAACAUUGUGCAGAAUUACAGGGCUGGUGUGGCAAUCCCAGGGCUCACUGAGGACCAGCUAUGGAGAGCCAAGUAUGUGUACGACUCCGCAUUCCAUCCGGACACAGGGGAGAAGGUGGUCUUGAUUGGCCGAAUGUCAGCCCAGGUGCCCAUGAACAUGACCAUUACUGGCUGCAUGCUCACUUUCUACAGGAAGACUCCGACUGUGGUGUUCUGGCAGUGGGUGAACCAGUCCUUCAACGCUAUUGUGAAUUAUUCCAAUCGCAGUGGGGAUGCUCCCAUCACCGUGCGGCAAUUGGGGACAGCCUAUGUGAGUGCCACCACUGGGGCUGUGGCCACUGCUCUGGGACUCAAGUCUCUCACCAAGCACCUGCCCCCACUAGUCGGCCGAUUUGUACCUUUUGCAGCUGUGGCCGCUGCCAACUGCAUCAACAUCCCCCUGAUGAGGCAGAGGGAGCUGCAGGUGGGCAUCCCAGUGACUGAUGAGGCGGGUCAGAGGCUUGGCCACUCAGUGACUGCUGCCAAACAGGGAAUCUUCCAGGUGGUGAUAUCAAGAAUCGGCAUGGCGAUUCCUGCCAUGGCCAUUCCCCCAGUGAUCAUGAACACUCUGGAGAAGAAAGCCUUCCUUAAGCGCCGGCCCUGGUUGGGGGCGCCCCUGCAGGUGGGACUGGUAGGCUUCUGCCUGGUAUUUGCCACACCCCUGUGCUGUGCCCUGUUCCCCCAGAGAAGCUCCAUACAUGUGACCAGGCUGGAGCCGGAGCUGAGAGCUCAGAUCCAAGCACAGAACCCCAGCAUCGAUGUGGUUUACUACAACAAGGGGCUUUGAGGGGGUCAGCCUCUGCCCCUUCCUUAGGCUGCUUCUUGGGUACCACCUUACAAUGCUACUACUUGUUUAUCUUCUGCGUCAGGGGACUUGAGGUGGGGAGCAGCCACUGAGACCAGCAACCCCUUAGCCUGGGGGAGGCACCCCUAUAAUAAGCCUCUUCUCUCCUCUCUGGUUUCAAAGAGCAAGUCACAAAACCUGUCCCUCCUGUGCUUAUGUGCGUGCAGACAGACAUAUGCAACACAUGUAAGUGUUUAUACAUUUGGUCCUGGAAGCUAAGAGCAGAUAGGCUGUUCUCGGAUGUCUUAAUAUCUGGCUCCCCUCCUCAGUCUCCUGCCCACCUAGCAGUAAGCCAAGUGAUAGGGGACACUUCCUUCUCUAAACUGUUCCUCUGCCCAAGACAUUUCUGAUAGCACCUUACCCUUCUGGAUACAGGAGAAGCCCCAGGAUCCCAGGACAUGGACCGAGGGCCACCAGCAAGCUAAAUAUAGCUUACCCCUUCAGCUUUCAAGUAGCUGGCUCCAAAAGUUGGCUUAGGAUCUGGGCUGGCAGAGUAAGCAGCGUUGGGAUUAGGGAGUCAGGGAGCUGCGCCUGCUGUGCCCAUGUCCUAGAAGAGUCCCGCUCUUCUCUUCUUUUCUAGAGGAACAAAGGGAUGUCAGUAGCCUGUACUGCCCUCCACACUGCAACAUGAGUGCUUUUAGGGAUAGUUUUAGGUCAUGAAUCGGAUAGAAAUCCAGCAAUCCAACUCUUUCCCUCAUUAGAGAGCCACACAGGCAGAGCAAGUGUUCCCCUUCAUCCACUGCCGUCACCUGUACCCACUUCCAGGGGAACUGGGGCGGGAAUGGUGCUUAACACAGGCCUCAAGCGUACAAUCUCCAGACAGGUAAUUCUGUGUUUCAUUGACCCUUCUUAGACAGUCCCCAUGCCCCCACCUCAGCUCCUUCCUUUCCACAUAUCCCGUCUCUGGAAGAACCGGGGGCUUCACAUAAUACUAGGCAAGUGCUCUACCACUGAGCUACAUCCCCAGUCCCCUCUCUU
This is a messenger RNA of Onychomys torridus (southern grasshopper mouse), 2042 nucleotides long. RefSeq names its product sideroflexin 3 (gene Sfxn3). Gene Ontology annotation, cellular component: mitochondrial inner membrane. Bases 42 to 1007 code for a protein of 321 amino acids. Gene Ontology annotation, biological process: serine import into mitochondrion; monoatomic ion transport. The record is from RefSeq and is a predicted model, not a curated record. Gene Ontology annotation, molecular function: monoatomic ion transmembrane transporter activity. NCBI's taxonomy places the organism in Eukaryota, Metazoa, Chordata, Mammalia, Rodentia, Cricetidae. The transcript has 10 exons.